Messenger RNA from Colletotrichum spaethianum, 2784 nucleotides. RefSeq lists its product as uncharacterized. Lineage: Eukaryota; Fungi; Ascomycota; Sordariomycetes; Glomerellales; Glomerellaceae. The record is from RefSeq and is a predicted model, not a curated record. The transcript is spliced from 3 exons. Bases 1 to 2784 code for a protein of 927 amino acids.
AUGGAGAAUAUGGACAUGUACAACAAGAUAUCACCACAGGAUGAAGAAGCCAUGCGGAGAUCACAGACGCCAGCGCCACUUCCUCCCCAGAGGCAGAGCGCCUGGAUGACCUUCUGCGUCAGUUUCCUGAUGGUGUUCUCUGUCUUCAGCGUCAGCAGGGAAGUCAAGCAACAACUCUACCCCGAGCCCAAACUGAGCAGCCGCGCGGUGGUGGGUCGGGAUUUGGGGUCAUGGGGCCAGGCUCUCGAUUCCAUCGUCACACCCGACACCGUCGAAGCUAUCGGGAACGACCCCCGGCUCAGGCGGACCCUCUUGUCCAUGGUUGAAUUCACCGUCGAUCUCUCCGACCAGCUGGUUGCUCGCUACGACUCGCCCGAGCUCCAGCAGACGAGGGAGGCUCUGCAAGAAUACCAGGACAAGAUCAAGAGGAGCCUCGAUGAUCUGGACGACGACGAUCUCCUGAGCGAUGGCGAGACAGAAGGCGUCGAGAAGCGGCAGCUCCCCAGCAUUGGCGACCUUUUUGGCGGCGGUGGAGGUGCAGCUCCCGCAGGAAACAUGUCUCCCGGCGUCCUCGGCGGCCUUCUCCAACCCCUGACGGACGGCCUCAAAAACGUCGGAAACCAGCUGGUCAGCAACCUCAACGGACCGGGCAUGUUCCUCGGUAUCGGCGUCGGUGCCGGCACAGCUCAGGGGCUGAACCUGUCGACCCAAGCCAAGACGAUGGAGGUCGCGGCCAAGGUCGCGGCUGACAACAAGAUGGAGGCGACCGGCCUGAACCCUGCGAUCCAGAAUCUGGGCGUCGGCCUGACCUCGACCCUUCUCAGCUCCGUCGAUCUCUCCAAAGUGGGCGGAAACUUCUCGGACCAGCUCCAGCCCAUCGCCCUCGCUCUGGCCACGGGCAUCGGCAACGGCACCGUAGCCGGCCUCAAGCUCAACGCCAACGCGGCCAACCUCGCGCCCCCAAACGACUCGAGCAUCCCCAACGUCCUCGGCACCUUUGGCUUCGCGCUCACCAAGACCGUGUCCUCCAACAUCGACACCAACCAGCUCUUCAGCCAGGCCAGCAACUCCGACUCCGUGCGCCAGAUCAUGCGCAUCCUCCCGGCCGCCGCCUCGGGCUUCGGCAAGGGUCUGGGCCAGGGCGCCACCGUCGGCCUCGGCCUUCAGCCCGACUCGGACGUGCUCAUGCAGCAGAUGCCGGACGGCUCCAUCGACUUUGGCGGCGUCUCGCAGACCUUUGCCAAGGCCCUGACCAGCAGCUUCCUGCAGAACGGCACCGCGACCGAGUUGCUCAACAAGGCGGGCGGCGCCAUGAAGGCGACCCAGAAUGGUGGCGGGAUCCCGUCGACCAUUGACUUCAACGGCCAGCAGAUUGAGAUCGGCAAGGUUGCGCAGGGUUUCGCCCGCGGCUUCCUCCAGGGCGCCGGCGACUCCAUCCAGAGCAUGGGCGGCGUGCAGUCCAUCUUCGCGGGCAACGCCACGAUCCCUACGGGUGCGAUGCCGGAUUCCAAGGUCCAGUUUGACGACUCGCUCGGCGGCGCCUCCACCGGCUUUGGCAGCGGUAUUGGCGGGCAGGGUGUUCUGGUCAUCUACGGGCUGGCCAAGAACCCGCAAGGAACUCCUGUUCCCGCCGCAAGCGCUUCGGCGGCAUCGGCACCCGCACCGGCCACUCCCGCUCAGCGCCGAAGCUUGGGUCUCGUCACCCGUCAGGACCCCCCGCCCGCCGUCUCCGUCGACACUUCCAACGGGUUCAACCUCUCCGUCGUGAUCAACGCCCAGACUAUCUCCACAGCCGCGCAGGCCGGCGUCAACGCCCUCACCUGUCAGGGUGUCGGCGGUCUGGGUCUCAUCGGCCUGGGCCUGAUCCGGAGCAAGACGAUCUCGCUCGACAUGUUUAACGGCGACAGCAACGCCACAAAGAUUCUCAAGCAGGUGGUCCCUACCGGCACAAUCAGGAUUUCCAACGAGGGAAACACCUACGCCAUCGACGGCGGUAUGAUUCGCGACUCUCUGGGCAACGGCGUCACGGCUGCCGCCAACGCCAUCGAGGUCAACGGGUUCAAGCUGCCUGGCUGGAUCGCGUUCCUCGUUAUCCACAUUCUUUUGGCCAUCAUUGCCUACGUCAACGUCCUUCCCCUGGCCAUCGGCCUGGAACAUUCGCGCAACCUCCUCCUCCGCAUCAACGCACCCCAGGUCCUGCCGAACGUCCACAAGUGGAACAACAUCCUGUGGCUCUUUGUCAUGGGACCCUCCAUCGUUGCUGUUUUGAUCUUUGGCGCGCUCGUCACGGCCAAGUCGACCCACUUCCGCACCGCCCACGGUAUCAUCAGCCUUAUCACAACCUUUGUCGGCCUGGGUGCCUUUCUCCUCCACCUGGCGGUCAAAGCCCGCGCGCCGCCCGUACCAGCCAACUCUUCCCGCGCCCCGCCGCCACCUACGUCCCUGGGCCUGCCCGGCAUCCGCGUCAUUGUCAACCAGCUUUUCCUUGCCCUUUCUUUCCUCUGCGUCAUCACCGGCUUUGCGGAUUUGAGCUCCGUGGCGUUGUGCUUCACGCAGAUCGUCCCCUUUGACUUGUCGCUCGUCGUUGGCUUCAGUCUGUCGACGGUCUUUGUGCUCGGAUCGUCGAUUUCGGGCCUCGAUAUCUCGCUCAACGUCCGCGACUACUUGAGGCGGAGGAAGGCCGGCCAGGCUAGCUCCGCCGGGGCCGCCGAACGGGGCGGUGUGUUGCAGGGCAAGAUCUCGGCGCCCAAGGCUGUCCAGGAUGAGAAGGACAACUUUGCGUAG